GGCGGCGGGCGGCGGUGCCCGCUCCGGGCCGGGCCAAACGGCGGCGGCGGCGGCGGCGAUGCCGGGCCGGGCGGAGCCGUCGGGGGGACGCGCGGCGGCGGCGGGGCCGGUAGCGGUGCCCGUACCGGUAGCACCCGGAGCGGCGGGGCGACCGGGAGGAGCGGGGCUGCGAGCCAAAGGUUUCGCCAUCACCGACCUGCUGGGGCUGGAGGCUGAGCUGCAGCCGCCCCCCGGUCCGCCCCCCGCCUCCGCCGCCGCCGCCGCCGGUGGUUACGAGGGCGGCGGGACUCUGGGCUUGGGGUUGGGGCUGCUCUGCGGUUUGGGGGGACCGGGGACCCCCUGUCUGCUUCCAGCCCCGUUACCGCUGCUGCCAGCCCGUGGCCCCCGCCCGCCUCCCGGGCCGCCCCCCGCCGCCCGCCGCCACAAGGAGAAUAUCUCCGACGAGGACAGCCUCUCCGGGGACGCCAGCGACCUGAAGAUGCCCACGUCCCAGAUCAAGAGGAAGAAACGCCGGCACAGGACGGUGUUCACAGCUCACCAGCUGGAAGAGCUGGAGAAGGCUUUCAACGAAGCUCACUACCCCGACGUCUAUGCCCGGGAGAUGCUGGCCGUGAAGACGGAGUUGCCGGAGGACAGGAUACAGGUUUGGUUUCAGAACCGAAGAGCCAAGUGGCGGAAGCGGGAGAAGUGCUGGGGCCGGAGCAGCGUGAUGGCCGAGUACGGCCUCUACGGGGCCAUGGUGAGGCACUCCAUCCCUCUGCCCGAGUCCAUCAUCAACUCCGCCAAGAGCGGGCUGGUGGGAUCCUGCGCCCCAUGGCUGCUGGGCAUGCACAAAAAGUCCAUGGAGGUGAGCAGGAAGGCGGAGAGCCAAGAGAAGCUGGCAGAUGGCUGGCGAGCGGAGCAGGAGGAGGAGGAACUCAAAGGGAAGCAGGCCAGUUCCCAGAGGGGCUCCGACAAGCUUGGCCCUGCAAAAGAUUCGGAGGACACAGCCAUCGACCUCUCCAGGACAGCCAAGCACGAGAAGAGGGGCGUACUGAGGCAGUGCAUCAACGGGGACCCCCCCCCGGAGCAGAAGGACAGGGACCGCUGAGCUCAGGCUGCCCCGGAGGAGGCCAGACCUCACAGCAUCCUGGCGAGAUAAUAAUAUUUAUUGAUUUAUUGAUAUAUAUAUAUAUUUUUCUUAAACAAUUGAACUUUUAUCUGAAUUCAGGGCA
Aquila chrysaetos chrysaetos is the source of this 1214-nucleotide messenger RNA. RefSeq names its product visual system homeobox 1 (gene VSX1). Gene Ontology annotation, cellular component: nucleus. The record is from RefSeq and is a predicted model, not a curated record. Gene Ontology annotation, biological process: regulation of DNA-templated transcription. NCBI's taxonomy places the organism in Eukaryota, Metazoa, Chordata, Aves, Accipitriformes, Accipitridae. Gene Ontology annotation, molecular function: transcription cis-regulatory region binding; DNA-binding transcription factor activity, RNA polymerase II-specific.